Molecule: messenger RNA, 1406 nt
Organism: Gossypium raimondii (Peruvian cotton)
Lineage: Eukaryota; Viridiplantae; Streptophyta; Magnoliopsida; Malvales; Malvaceae
Exons: 10
Coding region: 240-1094 (284 amino acids)
Biological process (GO): lipid metabolic process
Cellular component (GO): membrane
Molecular function (GO): oxidoreductase activity, acting on the CH-CH group of donors
Source: RefSeq, a predicted model, not a curated record
AGAUGUGGGGAUUUAUUUUUAUCAUUCAAUUUAUCGAGCAUUAUUUGUUUGAGGAGAAUUAAUAGAAUUUAUAUGGUUUAUUUAUUUAUGGUUGAUAUUCCUAAAUUUAUUAUUUUAAUUAUUUUUGUUUGAUCUUCCUCCAUUGCCCGUUACCACACCCCUUUCUUAAGCCUAUGCUUUAAUCAGAAGCAAAAGAAACUGGAAGAAGAAUAAGCAAACAGGAUUUCCAUUCAAACAAAAUGGCAACUGUUUUAGAUUCCCAUUUCUUAGCUCUAACUGCCAUUGUAACUUUGGGAUAUCAAAUAUUUUUCUUUAUAAUCACCGCUCUUCUCAAGUUCGAUAAAGUCACUGACUUUGCAGGAAGCACGAAUUUUGUUAUAAUUGCUGUGUUGACUCUGAUAAUUAAAGGAUCAUGGCAUUUUCGUCAGGUAGUAUUGACUUCGCUUGUAGUAAUAUGGGGGCUACGGUUGGCAAUUUUUCUAUUGAUGAGAAUUUUGCAAUGGGGCGAGGAUCGACGUUUUGAUGAGAUGCGCAGUAAUUUGGGGAAAUUAACAGUUUUCUGGAUAUUUCAGGCUGUCUGGGUCUGGACCGUGACUUUACCUGUAACCGUGGUUAAUGCUAGUGAUAGAGAUCCAUCGGUUCAGGCUGAAGACAUCAUAGGGUGGAUUAUGUGGUCAGUGGGUAUCUCUUUUGAAGCUGCAGCUGACCAGCAAAAGCUUUCUUUCAAAAAUUCCCCUGAAAACAGAGGAAAGUGGUGCAAUGUUGGAGUAUGGAAAUACUCUCGCCAUCCAAACUAUUUUGGUGAGAUUUUUCUUUGGUGGGGAAUUUUCGUUGCCUCUACUCCUAUACUUGAAGGUGCUGAAUGGCUGGUGAUUCUUGGGCCAAUCUUUCUGACAUUGCUGCUUCUUUUUGUUAGUGGCCUACCAUUGCUCGAGGAGUCUGCAGACAAGAAAUUCGGGAAUGUUGCUGCAUAUAGGAUUUACAAGGAAACAACUAGCCCUCUCAUUCCACUGCCACAAUCAGUAUAUGGGAACCUACCGUUAUGGUUCAAAGCCAUUUUUCUCUUUGAAUUUCCUUUUUACAGUCGGAGUUAGCCACCCGAAGGGCUAAACUGGUGUAGAAUGAGGCAAGAAGAAACCAAGGAUGAAUUGAAGAUGGGUAAGUAGUAAGUCGGUUGGUGAUUGUGUGUGGAUGGUCUCCAUUGCUCAUCUUUUAUCAUAUGGAUGACCAUGGCCUACCUUAGCUCUGGUAGGUAUGGUUUUGUAGUUCUUUUAGUCAUCCUUCAUGUGUCCUGCAUUAGAUGGAUAUAACAUUUUCUUUUGAGAAGAACAUUGGGUUUGAAGCCGUCAGUUACCCUUCUCUUUUUAUUAUUUGUUAUAUGGUACGAAGACUACAACUUCAUUUGA